Molecule: messenger RNA, 457 nt
Organism: Hippocampus comes (tiger tail seahorse)
Lineage: Eukaryota; Metazoa; Chordata; Actinopteri; Syngnathiformes; Syngnathidae
Product: molybdenum cofactor sulfurase-like
Exons: 3
Coding region: 118-390 (90 amino acids)
Source: RefSeq, a predicted model, not a curated record
CACGUGGUCAGCGGACUUUGAGCGUGGAAAUCAAUCAAUAACUGCAUUCAUUCGAGCAGCUUUGAGGGUUUACAGUAUCUGUGUCGAACACGGACACUUGGUAUCGCAAGACGCUCGAUGGACUUCCACAAACUUAACUCUUUUGAAACCUUUAAGGAGGUGUGGAGUUGUUAUGGCUACGGAGAAAACCUGGAGGACAUGCUUGAGAGGGAGUUCACGCGGAUGAAAGGCACUAUAUAUUUGGAUCAUGCAGCAAAUACUUUGUACCCAGAAUCACUGGUCAGGAGCUACAGCCUUGAUAUUUCAAGGAACGUGUAUGGAAACCCUCACAGCCACAACGCCAGCAGCAGAUUGACACAUGAGACCAUGGAGAGGGUCAGAUACAGGUGAGCUCCAACCAUGCCCUGAGACACAUUCUAAAUGGUCCCAUGAGCCCUCUUUGAAACUACCGUGCAUG